UGUAUGUAAAUUAGUCUUUGCAGAAAAUAUAACCAUGAAGCUAGUGUUUUUGAUUAACUUUAUAUCAUGCCUGUUUUCGGUUUGUUUGACUGUGAGAAAUGUUCGUCUCGUGGACCAUAGAAGCUACCUGAUCUCUCUGAUACAGAAGACUAUGAACCGCGUGGAGGAGGCCGGCUGGUCCAACCUCAAGAUACACGACAUUGCUGUGGACAUGAAUGAAUCCAUCUUCGGCGUUCAAUACACCGGUCACUUGGACUUCAAGAAUGGGUUCGUGGUAUCCGUCCAAAGCAUGGCCAUCGUCGAACACACCAUCCAGCAGAUGUGGAUGACCAUCGGCGAGAACACCACGUCAGCGCAGCCCCAGGCCACCAUGACGAUGAACAACGUGCUGAUCGGCUUCGACGUCACCGCCAGAGUCAAUGAGGAGGACCACUAUUUCACUGGAGUCAUCCUGUACCCGACGAUACAGAUUCAGUUCUUGAUACCGAAGAACCUGUACACUGGCGAGAUAACAGCGCGGGUGGUGGCGACCGCCAUCUCGCACAACAACCGCCUCCAGAUGCUGCCCUACAACCACAUAUCGAGAACCAUCCCUUACUUCUUCACGUGGAACAGUAUAGCGGACUCCGUGACGGAGUGGAGUGACCACGUCUUCGCGCCCAUCGCUCAGGACAUCGCGAGACACGAGCUGGCUUUCCCGACCAUAUGUUACAACUGUGCCGUUGUUGCUUAAAAUGAAUCAUUGUGUUGACUUUGCUAUUGUUUCUAUGUUGAUCAAUAAAAUCGAGAUAAAAUCCCAA
Molecule: messenger RNA, 800 nt
Organism: Aricia agestis (brown argus)
Lineage: Eukaryota; Metazoa; Arthropoda; Insecta; Lepidoptera; Lycaenidae
Exons: 5
Coding region: 35-733 (232 amino acids)
Source: RefSeq, a predicted model, not a curated record